Gossypium arboreum is the source of this 1212-nucleotide messenger RNA. RefSeq names its product mediator of RNA polymerase II transcription subunit 31. Gene Ontology annotation, molecular function: transcription coregulator activity. The coding region runs from base 297 to 923 and encodes 208 amino acids. The record is from RefSeq and is a predicted model, not a curated record. Gene Ontology annotation, biological process: regulation of transcription by RNA polymerase II. The transcript is spliced from 7 exons. NCBI's taxonomy places the organism in Eukaryota, Viridiplantae, Streptophyta, Magnoliopsida, Malvales, Malvaceae. Gene Ontology annotation, cellular component: mediator complex; core mediator complex.
UUGGACCGAUCAGACUUUACUUGACAAAUUCCUUAAAAGGGAACCAUUGUUCCUCCCUUAGCUUCGCUCCAAUCUCCGAUUCCCUCCGAAUCCAGUUUUUAAGCCAUUUUGUUUGUAUUGAAACAGUUGAAUUUCUAAGAUUUCAUUGUUUUGUUAUAUCUAGGGUUGGGGUUUUGAAAUCAUUGAGAGAUUCAUUGGACUUCACUAUAUGGCAUUGAUCGACUGAUCAACCGUAGCUAAAAUUGAAUCACCGCCUUUUCUCCGUUUUUCAUAUUUGAGUGAAGGUUGUUGUAUCAAUGGCUUCCACUAAAGAAAGUGAUAACACUUCCGAUACUCCUUCCUCGCCCAAAAACGUGUACAAGGAUCCAGACGAUGGGCGGCAACGAUUCUUACUCGAAUUGGAGUUCGUGCAGUGCCUUGCCAACCCUACUUAUAUCCACUAUUUGGCUCAAAACCGCUAUUUUGAAGAUGAGGCAUUCAUUGGAUACUUGAAAUAUCUUCAAUACUGGCAACGACCGGAGUACCUAAAAUUUAUCAUGUAUCCUCAUUGUCUAUAUUUCCUUGAACUUCUUCAAAAUGCAAAUUUCCGAAAUGCAAUGGCACAUCCUGCCAACAAGGAAGUGGCACACAGACAGCAAUUUUUCUUCUGGAAGAACUACCGAAACAAUCGGUUGAAGUUCAUUUUGCCUAAGCCUCCUCCCGAAGAAGUUCCUACACCUGCACCCCCGCCUCCUGCUAGUGCUCCACCUCAGCAGUCUUUGCCAGCUAGCAAUAUUGCUAUGACUACUGCUCCUCCAGCUCCUGCUUCAACUCAUUCUCCAAUGCCUUAUGGUCUUCCCUCUGGAUCUGCUCUUGCAAAAAAUGAUAUGAGGAAUACUGGAAUCGAUCGAAGAAAAAGGAAGCAUGAAAGAAGCUUAAAUUGACUAACCAUCUAUGUUGAAAGUAACAGGAUGUAUAUUUCAUGAGGUUCAUUGACCAUUACUCGGGGAGCCAUUUGCGGAUGAACAGUAACACAUAGGAAACGGUGGAAUCAUCUUAUUAUUAUGGCAUUAUUGUUAGAGAUCAUCGCUAUACCACCGUAAAAGACUGAUUUAGUAUUGGGGUAGCCAUCGGCAUUUAAAUCCUUUUCGAUUUAUUUUGUAGUGGUUACCACAAAUUAUAAACCAUGAUGCUAGAUUGAAUUUUUAGUGCCCUUUAUCAUGCCUUUUAAAA